Messenger RNA from Cyprinus carpio (common carp), 2358 nucleotides. RefSeq names its product protein disulfide-isomerase-like. Gene Ontology annotation, cellular component: endoplasmic reticulum. Lineage: Eukaryota; Metazoa; Chordata; Actinopteri; Cypriniformes; Cyprinidae. The transcript is spliced from 11 exons. Gene Ontology annotation, biological process: response to endoplasmic reticulum stress; protein folding. The coding region runs from base 64 to 1587 and encodes 507 amino acids. The record is from RefSeq and is a predicted model, not a curated record.
ACUCCACACACGCCUUUCACACACUCAAAGGUCGGAGAGUCUGUUCCAGCUUCUGAAGGCAGUAUGAAGGUGUACAUUACGCUCUGCCUGAGCGUGUGCGUGUAUUUAUGCAAAGCUCUGGCGGACAGUGAUCCUGAUGCAAUCCUCGAAGACAAAGAUGUUCUAGUGCUGACAAAAAGCAAUUUCGAAUGGGCUCUUAAACAGCACAACCAGCUAUUGGUCCAUUUCUAUGCGCCUCUUUCUGGCCAGUCCCUCGGAUCCAUCCUUGAGUUUAGAGAAGCAGCCGGUGCGCUGAAGGAAGCAGAGUCUGAUGUGAGACUGGGAGGAGUGAAUGUGAAAAAGGAAAAAGAUCUUGCUGCAUCCCUUAAUGUCACAACAAUACCAUCACUACGGCUGUACCUGUCUGGAAACAAGAACAAUCCAGUGCACUGUCCAGAUCUAAAGAGCUCUGCCGCAAUCCUGACAUGGCUGAAAAGAAGAAAAGGGCCAAGCGCUGACAUCAUCAGUAAUCUCACACAGCUGGAAAAAUUCACAGGAGAAGAGGAGCUUGUGGUGCUGGGAUUAUUUAAGGAUCUUGAGGAAGACAUAGCGAAAGUGUUUUAUGAAACAGCCGCUGACAUCGCAGACCUGCCCUUUGGAGUAACAGGAAAUGAUGAGAUCUUCAGCAAGUAUGAGAUCAGUGGAGAUACCGUUCUCCUCAUCAGAAAGUCUAAACCUGACAAGCAGUUUGAGAUGGGAAGCAGCACAGUGAAAACAGAUCUUGUUCAGUUUAUCAGACUGUAUGAGAUGGAACUUGUGACCGAGUACAAUGGCGAGAAGGUUUUGAAGUUUGUGGUGUUGGUGGUUUUUAUGCUGUUUAUUAAUAAGACUGAGGAAGGAUUUGAAGAGAUAUUCCUUGCUUUUAAAACCACUGCGGAAAAACUCAGAGGGAAGGUUCUGUUUGUGAUGAUUGAUGUGAGUGAGCCACGGAAUGGCCGUGUUAUGGAGUAUUUCCGUGUGAGAUCAGAAGAAGUGCCUCAGAUCCGUAUGGUCAAUUUAUCAAACCACGUUCAAUACCAGCUGCCAUCUGAUAAGUUUGACACACAGACUCUUUUAGAGUUCUGCCUAAAAUACCUGGAUGGAAAAGCAAAGCCUAAACUGCAGAGCGAGUCAAUUCCGGAAAACUGGGACACACAGCCAGUGAAAGAGCUAGUUGGGAUGAACUUUGAAAUAGUGGCCUUCAACCAUAACAAAAAUGUCAUUGUCUUGUUCUAUGCACCUUGGAGCAGUGAAAGUCGUGCUCUGUUUCCAUUGUGGGAAGAGCUUGCUGAACACUUUCGUGAAAAUGAAGAUGUUGUUGUUGCCAAGAUUGAUGUUACUGCAAACGAUGUAAACAUUCAUCUAAGAGAAAAAUACCCAUCAAUCAAAUUAUUUCCUGCUGUUUAUUCAGAGAGGGUAGUGCCAUAUUCUGGCAAGAGGAAGCUGAAGCCUAUUGUAACAUUUAUGAAAAAAGAGAUUGAAAAAGCCAAAACGGACAAAGCCAAGGAGGAGGAAUGGAGGAAGAAAUAUCUGAAUGAACAGAAGGCUGCCGUGAAAGAGGAACUCUGAUCACUCACUGUAAUCUCAAAAACUAAAGCAGUUUUAUUGAUUUCUUCAAAACUAACAUGUUAACUCUUUCAAACUUAAUUUUUUUGUAAUCAUGAAUAUAACAAGUAUUUUCAAUAUGUACAUGUGUGAAAACAAGACACUAUAGUUACAGCACUGACUGGCUGGUUACCCACUGAUACCAUGUUUAUGAUAUAUUAUUGUUCUGUACAGUAUAAGCCACUACAAUCUACUUUCAAAGGACAAUUUGCACACACACUUUAUUUCCACUAGAGGGAGCCUCUGUUCCAAAGUGCUGCCUACAUCCUGAACUGAUCAUUGCAACCUCAUAUUAACAUUAAAAACAACUUGCAGGUCUCUGAGGGCUAUAUGUUGCCAAAAAGGUAUAAUGUGAUCUUUUUCAAAGCACAUAUGGAUUCCAGUCAAGGAAUAUGAUUGGUCAAUACUAGGGUUCAAAUUACUGACGGUUUGGUUCUUUAUCAAGAGCACUGCAAUACAUAUACACACGUGGGUGGUGUAUCAAGGUUUUUUCGGUUUGGUUUGCAUAUAGUUACACCCCUAGUCAAUACAGCUAAAGACACAAAAUAUGAAGCCACAGUGACAGACCAUUUCUUGUGUGUAAUGAUGACAGUUCAUUUGUGUAAUAAAAUGACAACUGAAUGAAAACUGUGCCUAUAUUCAUAUUCCCAUUACUCCAUUGGCAACAAUCUAGAAAGAUCCUUUUAGCCCCAGGCACUGUAAUUACAAAUAUCUACCAGCAGGUCUAAACUCUAU